Molecule: messenger RNA, 1121 nt
Organism: Prosopis cineraria
Lineage: Eukaryota; Viridiplantae; Streptophyta; Magnoliopsida; Fabales; Fabaceae
Product: F-box/kelch-repeat protein At3g06240-like
Exons: 1
Coding region: 5-1084 (359 amino acids)
Molecular function (GO): protein binding
Source: RefSeq, a predicted model, not a curated record
UCGUAUGCUGAAGCAACCACAGGCAACGAUGGACAAUCUUCCUGAAGAUUUGAAGAUGGCAAUACUUCUCCGCUUGCCUGUCAAAUCUCUCCUGCGAUUGAAGUGUGUGUCCAAGUCAUGGUUCUCUCUGAUCUCAAACCCUAAUUUCGCAAAACUGCAUUUUCGGGGAACAUCCCAACGUUCCCAUCGAUUCCUCUACACAACUGCUUCAGAAAUCCGAUCCAUAGACAUCGACACGCCCCUUCACCGCGAUUCUACUACUGUAAGUCUCGAUUUCCCUCUUAAUCAACCCCGCACUCAUUUCCAUAUUUUGGGUUCUUGCCGAGGUCUUCUUCUCGUCCUCACCAAACAACAAAAUCUUCUCCUCUGGAAUCCCUCCACUGGUUUCCACAAGCAUAUCUCACAACCUCUCGUAUCGAAAUUCGUAGUUCCGUGCGGCUUAUGUUACGAUGAAUCCACCGAUGACUACUUACUUCUGCUUGCAUCACGUAUCUCUGAUAUCAUUUCAAGCUUUUAUGUCUUCUCUCUGAGAACCAAUUCAGGGCAAAGACUUGAUCUCGAUAAAGAAUUUAUCAGUUAUCUCCCAAUCAGAGGCUCUUCAGUGUUCAACGGCGCAUUUCAUUUGUUAGUUUGGCUUCGAGGGGCUCCAUCGACAGCAAAAAUAAUCAUCGCAGUCGAUAUAGCAACAAAGAAUUUACGAGAAGUACCAACGCCACCAAAUGAUGUUAAUUACACAACAUUUGGUGAUUUGGGAGUACUUGGAGGAUGUCUUUCACUGACUGAGUACAAGGGUGACGAUGAAAUCAGGAUUUGGAUGAUGGGAGAGUAUGGAUUGAAGUCAUCUUGGAGUAAGUUCAUGUCUGUGAAUCGUCAAAUUACGAGGGAUAGGAUGAUCAGUCACGAUAUUUUGCCAUUGUGCUUUACAAAAGACGGUGAACUUGUUGCAGUAGAUAGUCAUGUAACAUUAUCUAAAUGGAGUGACAAAGGAGAGCUCUUAGAACAUCAUGAAAUUUUUGUUCAUCCACGCACUCAGUUUUGGAGACCUAUGAUUCUAUAUACUGAAACUUUACUUUCCUUCCCUUGAGAUUGUAGAUUGAUUUGAUCAGGUUUUGUUGAUUAGU